AUAGCCAUGCCAUGGUUUGGAUUAGAUAUUGGUGGUACGUUAGUGAAGCUGGUCUAUUUUGAGCCGACUGAUGUAACUCCGAAUGAGAUAGAGGCAGAGAAAGGUGCCUUAAAGAAAAUUCGUCACUACUUGACAUCAAAUUCAGCGUAUGGUUCAACUGGAAAGAGAGACGUUCAUCUACAAAUGGACAAUGUUGUAAUUGGAAAUCGUACUGGAAUUUUGCAUUUCAUUCGAUUCCCUACCAGUGCCAUGAAUGUGUUCUUACAGCUUGCUAAAUCUAAAGGGAUGGCUUAUAUGUCCAGUACAGUUUGUGCUACUGGUGGUGGUGCUUUCAAAUUUGAAGAAGACUUUCGUCAUGAAAUGAAUAUGGAACUCCAUAAGUUUGAUGAAUUGGAUUCAUUAAUUAGAGGAGUUGAGUUCAUAAAUGCUUAUAAUGAACAUGAAUGCUAUUACUAUGUUGACCCUUUAGAUGAAGAAAACUGUAGAAAAGAAUAUUUUGAUCUCAAUAAUCUUUAUCCAUUUUUGGUUGUCAAUAUUGGAUCAGGUGUCAGUAUGCUAGCUGUACAUUCCCCUACAGAUUUCAAAAGAGUUACCGGAACUAGUUUAGGAGGAGGGACAUUUCUAGGAUUAUGCUGUCUUCUUACUGGUUGUGAAUCAUUUGAAGACGCUAUUUCACUAGCAGAAAAAGGAGAUAGUACAAAAGUUGAUAAGUUAGUGCGUGAUAUUUAUGGUGGAAGCUAUCCUAAGUUUAAUCUUCAAGGAGAUACUGUAGCUAGCAGUUUUGGUAAUAUGACAAGUAAAUCGAAGCGUGCUGAUGCCAAAAGGGAAGAUUUAGCUCGAGCCACUCUUGUGACCAUAACUAAUAAUAUUGGAUCCAUAGCACGAAUGUGUGCUGUCAAUGAGGGUAUAACAAAAGUAGUUUUUAUAGGAAACUUUCUUCGUGUAAAUUUUUUGUCUAUGAAACUUCUUGCUUAUGCCAUGGACUUUUGGUCAGCUGAUUCUCUGAAAGCUCUAUUUUUGGAACAUGAGGGCUAUUUUGGAGCUGUAGGAUGUCUGAUGGAGCUUAUGAAAACUGGCAGUUCAUUGUAG
This is a messenger RNA of Uloborus diversus, 1089 nucleotides long. RefSeq names its product pantothenate kinase 1-like (gene fbl). Gene Ontology annotation, biological process: coenzyme A biosynthetic process. The record is from RefSeq and is a predicted model, not a curated record. The transcript is spliced from 7 exons. The coding region runs from base 7 to 1089 and encodes 360 amino acids. Gene Ontology annotation, molecular function: ATP binding; pantothenate kinase activity. NCBI's taxonomy places the organism in Eukaryota, Metazoa, Arthropoda, Arachnida, Araneae, Uloboridae. Gene Ontology annotation, cellular component: cytosol; nucleus.